AUGUCCGUCUUCCCUCUCUUUCUUCUUCUUCUUCUUCUUCUUCUUCUCUCGGUUGCCACGUCGUCAUCGCCGUUGUUCCCGUGUCCGAAACGGUGUCAGUGCUAUGCGGAUAACGAACAAAACCAACAAGUGCAUCUCAUUUGCAAGUGGGAACAGGUAAUUGCGGGGCAGCGGGGUGGCGCCUCAUUAUCAAUUAGGCGACGCGUGAGUUGGCAUCACGUAACAGUACAUGGAAAUGAACAAAACGAUGAAUGAGGGGGAGGGAUUCGUCAAUGAGACGUCUAAAAAUGAAGAUCUGUAGAGGAGAGCACACUGAAAUGCAACAAAACCGUUGAAAUGUUAUACUGCCACUAUCAUUUUCUCGAUAUAUUCAUGAUCUCGUUGAAACUGUCUUCAAAUGUUUCAAUUUAUUGAUUCGGACAGAAUGGACUGAGCAAACGCGCUCCACCGCACUCAGCAAUUUACUCUUUUCCAUUUUCGUCUCUAAAUGCAUUUUCUUUUAAAUUUCACCAAAAAUGCUCGUUGUCCCACUUUUCUAGCUCUAAAAUCGUACAAAAUAAAACACAUUUUACAUACUUUCAUCGAAAAACUUGCGAAAAUCGACAGAUUUUGCCAAAAAAUCGGAUUAUUUCGAUUUCGCAAUUACGAAAAACAAAUCUUGACAUUUUGUUAUCAAUUCGACACUUCGAUGACAAUUUUUUGCCUUAAAUUUUUGAUACACGGUGAUUCUUUGCGAGGGUGUAGUGAGAAACCCGCCGCGAACUCGGCCACCAUUCAAAGAAGGGGCGUGGUCUUGCGCAAUUGCCGCACGCAAUUUUGCAAGUUUGGCACGCGCGCUUUCUGUUUAGCCGCAAUUGUUUCCGACAGCAUUUUGAGGACGUUCUUACUGCUUUGCAGGAACAUUACACAGCGCUGUUAUUGGUUUUUGCUGUUGGCAAUUUUUCUCUGUUGACAACAAUUACUAAAAAUAAUAAAGCUUCUAUAAACUGCGUUCUUUCAUUUUUGAGAUAAAAAAAUACAAUACUCAGCCGAAAACAAGCAUUAAUUGACAGAGAACAAGCGCGAAAUUCGUGAAACAUUCCCCAUGGCCGAGUUUCUUCGGUUCGGCCUCCUGGCCUAACUUCUGGCGUGGCCUAAUAAUUUCUUGUUCAGCCGGGGGACUCGGCGGAAACCGUGGCCUAGUACCACGGCCUGCGACCCCGGGGCAAAUGGACUAGAAUUUUCCUCGUCACCCUCGCAAGAAUCAAAGAUAAAGAAACAUGAUUGAUCGAUGAAAGUGGUUAGAACAAUUGACACCUCACUGAAACAGAAAUCAAUCCCAAUUUCCAUUAAUUUCCAGCUCAACUCCUCCACUCUCCACUUGGCCCGUCCGGAUCUCGUCCGAACUCUCACCAUCAAAUGUCCGUACCACUCCCCGAAGAUCUCAACUCCUCCGCCGGCCCUAUUCCAAGGUUUCCGCAACUUGGACCGUCUCGAACUGGACAGAUGUCUGAUUGAUCAAGUGCCAGAGACUCUUUUCGCGGUCGGACCCAUCCGAGACGCCUUCUAACUCUAGUUUUACAGGGCCUCGGCCAGCUCUACUCGUUGAUUGUGAAGAAUGCGAACAUCACCGACUUUCCGAGACAAAUCUUCGCCCACAUUCCCAAUUUGAUGACUUUGGACUUGUCCGGCAAUCGAUUGAGAAUUGAACCGUACUCUUUACGAUCGCUUCAGUAAUUGCAUUCGCCUAUCAAGGUUUAUCAUAUCAGUUGUGACUGUUACAGUAACCUAAUUCACUUGGAUCUGAGCGAUAAUGACAUUGGAUUCCUGACGAAUACGCUGAUUUCGCUGACAAAACUGAAAGUGGUCACGAUAAACAACAACAAAAUCACGAACAUUGACUUCAGAAGGUACCGUAGUGCGCUAGUCAAAGUACCGUACACUUUUUCAGAUUCCCUGAGAACUUGACCGAUCUCUCGAUCCGUCACAACCUCGUCUCGACGAUCCAUUACGUGCCCGCCAGUGCUCGCAACUUGAAACGUCUGGAUUUGGCCGGAAACCGAAUCGAAUUCAUAUCGGGCCUGGUCUCAGGAGCCGUGAACGUACUGCCGUCAGAGCUCAAACACGUGGAUCUGUCGAGUAACCGUCUGAAUUCCCUCCACGACCACGCCUUCGGCCACCUCUCCGAUCUGAUUCUCGUGGAUCUGAAGAACAACAGUCUCGCGGAGGUGAAAUCGGCGAGUUUCCGAGGGUCGAAGCAUCAGAUGAAGGUGUUCCUGGCCGACAAUCCGUUGAUGUGCCAUUGCAAUCAUAAAUGGCUGAUCGAUGCUGGAUCCAAGGUACUGUAUUGCUGAAAAUCUUUAAAAAGUCAAUUUCUAGAACGUAUCGAUUGGCGAUUUGCAAGCGAUUCAAUGUUCGGACAUUCUGAAGCCGGAGAAGCGCGUGCUCUUGACGUUGGCUCAUUCCCGGAAUCAGUUGCUCUGCAAGUACUCGAAUGUGAGUUGGCGAUUCAGUUUCAAAAGUUUCAUAAACGACGAAACAGUCAUUUUCAGAUGUGUGA
Messenger RNA from Caenorhabditis sp. 36 PRJEB53466, 2539 nucleotides. The record is from the annotation of a GenBank genome assembly. Lineage: Eukaryota; Metazoa; Nematoda; Chromadorea; Rhabditida; Rhabditidae.